Acanthosepion pharaonis is the source of this 900-nucleotide messenger RNA. NCBI's taxonomy places the organism in Eukaryota, Metazoa, Mollusca, Cephalopoda, Sepiida, Sepiidae. The record is from the annotation of a GenBank genome assembly.
AUGGGCAGCCGAGAUCCUGACCACACACGUCUAACCCAAAUCGAUGAGAGAUUGGCCUCCGUAAAAGUCAAGAGCAGAAAAGAACUUCUCGAAGACUCAAACAUCGAAAUCGUCUUCCUUGCAAUUCAUGCAUGGAAUUUCGAAUCCAGUCUCUCGUCUUUCAGAAACCAAAUCCAAGACAAGAUCUUCAUCGAUAUAUCGAAUCGGGAACGACUAAGCAGAACUGAAUCGAACGCUGAAAAAUUGCUUCACGCUUUUCCUGGCCUGCGGGUCGUGAAAGCCUUCAAUACCCUGUCUGCCUAUGCCUUGGAAAGCGACACUUUUGGAGGCGCGAAACAGGUCUUGAUUGCAAGCGACGACACGACGGCCAGGGAAAAAGUGUCGAGUUUGGCGCGUGAAAUGGGAUUCACACCCGUUGACUAUGGCGUCUUGAGUGCAUCCAGAGAGAUCGAGGCUUACCCGUUGACGUUCAUGGUUGGUUGGAGUUGCCCUACUUUAUUUGUGUUUUUUGUAUUCCUAUUUUGGACACUCAUCUGUAUCUAUAACCGUUAUCGUAAUGAUAAAAAAUCUUCAAGUCAUUUCACGUGGGACAAUAUUCCUCUUGAUUUUGUCAAUGAACCAGUCGCUCUGACAGCCAUCACGCUUUUGUCUGUAUCUUAUUUGCCUGGUUGUCUUGCAGCUUUUAUACAAAUGGCCAACGGUACCAAAUACAGACGCUUUCCGAACUGCUCUUCUACUGAUGAGCCUACUGGGUCUCUCGUCGCUACCAUCUGUGGGAUCGCUUAUGAAUUGGCGCGAAUGGCGGUUUGUGCAAAGCCACUUGGGAUAUGUCACUCUCUUUCUGGUCACUUUUCACGUCUGCUUUCCCGUUUUUUCUGUUUGGUUAAAGGACUCGAUUAG